Molecule: messenger RNA, 1540 nt
Organism: Xenopus tropicalis (tropical clawed frog)
Lineage: Eukaryota; Metazoa; Chordata; Amphibia; Anura; Pipidae
Gene: trex2
Product: three prime repair exonuclease 2
Exons: 2
Coding region: 163-855 (230 amino acids)
Biological process (GO): DNA repair
Cellular component (GO): nucleus
Molecular function (GO): nucleic acid binding; 3'-5' exonuclease activity; DNA binding
Source: RefSeq, a predicted model, not a curated record
CUCUUUCAUUAAAGAGCAACUGAAAUGAGGAUAUAAUGCCCGCCUUUAUACAAGCCUCUCUGGGCGGGGAGGAGACAAUAAAGCUGCCCGUGACAAUGAAGGGAGAUCACUGUACAAUCACUGACACUUCUGAACAUUCCUCUCCUGCUGCAGAUUAGCAGUAUGUCCUCUCCUGUCAAAAGCUUUGUCUUCCUCGACCUGGAAGCCACCGGCUUAAAUUACAACCUACCAAAGAUAACAGAGCUUUGCCUGGUGGCGGUCCAUGUCUCCUCACUGGAGAAUCCAGAAACUGACCAAUCAGAAGUGCAACUGCCCCGUGUGUUGGACAAGCUUUGCCUGUGUGUGGAUCCAAAGAAGCCCAUCACGAAGGAGGCUUGUAACAUCACAGGCCUCAGUAAUGAAAAACUGGCCAACUGCGAGAAGCCAUGUUUCAACCUGAACCUGGUUCAACUAGUUAAGGAGUUUUUGAAUCGUCAGGCUCAGCCUGUCUGCCUGGUUGCUCACAAUGGGUUGUUCUAUGACUUCCCCUUGCUAAAAGCAGAGUUCCAGCAGCAGAAUGAGGAACUGCCUGGUUCCUUGCUCUGUCUGGAUUCCCUCAAAGCUUUUCGGCAGCUUAGCCAGCAAGAUCGCAGGCACCAAGAGUUUACCAAGGGAUCCCACACUCUCACAGAGCUCUAUCGGCGCUCGUUUGGAAAGGAACCCAUUGACUCUCACUAUGCAGAGGGUGAUGUACUGACGCUAAUCAAGGUUUUCAUGUAUAAGGCCAGUGAGCUUCUGGAGAUGGCCAAUUCCCUAUACAAGAGGUGGAGUGAGAUCAACCCUAUGUAUGGGAAAACUUUUCAAGUAUCUGAAUGACACAUUAGCAGAGACUGAGAAGAUGGUUCUUUUGGUGCCACCCCCAACCCCACCCCUGUGCAAUAUACAGUAAGAACGGAAAAGGAUCCCACUCAGCCAGAAAAACAUUAUGUUAUAGGAUGUUAUAGGAUAUAUAUUAUAGGAUGUUAUAGGAUAUAUAUUAUAGGAUGUUAUAGGAUAUAUAUUCUGUAUUGUGUUGAUUUUUUUUUUUUUUUUUGAAAGGUGUAUUUUAUUAAUUUUCAUACAAACAAAAACAUAAAAUAACACAUUUAACAUUACAAUAAAGAAAAUAUGCUGGUCUUUCUUUUCAGGUCUAUCUUUAAGGUUUGUUACAGACAUUAAAGGGGUAGGUGUAACAUUAGUGUGAGCAUGAAUCUGGCAGCAGUUACAGGAUAUUGGGUGCGUCAACCUACUGAACAAAGUGUUCAGGAUGUGGUAGAGAAAAGUGGGGAGACGCUGGGGGUUUUACAAUGUAAAUGGGAGUGGAGUCCUUUAGUUUCCCUCUAGGUCACACCAAGGGCCCCAAACUUUGUCAAAUUUAUCGGGCGCUCCCCUAUUCUCGUAUGUAAGUUUGUAGAAAGAAGCAACGGUAUUCACAAUGUAUUGUGUUGAUUUUAACUUAUAACUAUGUACAUCAUCUGUGACUUAUCUGUCUAAUAAAGAGGUAACUGAUCGACUGUCCAUA